This is a messenger RNA of Protopolystoma xenopodis, 369 nucleotides long. The record is from the annotation of a GenBank genome assembly. NCBI's taxonomy places the organism in Eukaryota, Metazoa, Platyhelminthes, Monogenea, Polystomatidea, Polystomatidae.
AUGUCCCCUUCAGACCGGCAGCUGGUUGACAUUUUGACUUUUUUAAAUGAUGAUUUCGAAAAGUUGUAUCUUGUUGCUGGGCAUUUUGGCAGAUUUUUUUCGGCGAUGCGGUACUAUUUGUGGAUGGGUCUGUUUUAUUGCUUCUCGUUGUUUGCUUGUGGCAAAAUUUGUUGUAAUCUUUCUCCAGAUUCUGUCCGCGUUGUAUGUGGCCAGAAGUGGGGUGACAUACGGUUUGCCUUUGUCCAUGCUUUCGUGUGCACUUGCCAGCUGGUACAGCAUAUGUCAUUUGAGACAGUCUUGUCGUGUCCUGUUCUUCUCCGGUGCUCUGACGCGGUGGCUGUGUCCGACAUGAGCUCGAUUCCGCGUUGA